UGUUGGCAGUUACUCGUGUUCAUGCAGUCCAGGAUACACCGUCAGUAGUACAAACCGCAACAUGUGUGAUGACAUCGAUGAAUGUCAUGGUCAGACAGGAAGUCCAUGCCAGCAGAUUUGUAACAACAAUAACGGAGGAUACUCGUGCUCGUGUAACGCUGGCUACAUACUGAGUAGCACGGAUCACCAGAGAUGUAUAGACAUCGAUGAAUGCAACGACCAAGCAGGAAAUCCUUGUCAGCAGAAUUGUACAAACACUGUUGGCAGCUACUCGUGUUCAUGCAGUCCAGGAUACACCGUCAGUGGUACGAACUCUAGCACGUGUGAUGACAUAGAUGAAUGCAACGGUUCAUCAAUAAAUCCGUGUCAGCAGAAUUGUACAAACACUGUUGGCAACUACUCGUGUUCAUGUAGUGCAGGAUACACCGUCAGUGGUACGAACUCUAGCACGUGUGAUGACAUUGAUGAAUGCAGCGGUACUUCAAAUCCAUGCGAGGAUGUAUGUACAAACACAAUAGGAAGUUACACAUGCUCUUGUCAACGACCUGGAUAUAUAAUUGAUAAAACAAAUCCAACAAAAUGUAAAGCAAAUUACAUACCGUGUAACACAGAUGCCAGUGAAAAUACAGGUAUAAUAAUUAGCCCCAACUACCCGCAGAAAUACCCAGUCAGUUCUAAGUGUUUUUGGAAGAUACCUAUCAAACAACAUAUGGUUACCAUCAUCAGCAUUUUAGAUUUUCACCUAGAAACAUCAUCAGACUGUGGUUAUGAUUACCUUAAGAUUUACAAUGGUACUACUAUCAGAGAUCCACUGCUUUACACAUUUUGUGGUCAGUUUAAACCGGACCCUAUCAGUUCACCUAACAACCUGUAUUUGGUAUUCCGUUAUGAUGGCUCUGUGAGUUACAAGGGAUUUAAAUUAAUCUACACUUACGGUGAGUAAGGUUGAAUGACAACUUUG
Physella acuta is the source of this 961-nucleotide messenger RNA. Its product is annotated as tolloid-like protein 2. Gene Ontology annotation, molecular function: calcium ion binding. The record is from RefSeq and is a predicted model, not a curated record. Lineage: Eukaryota; Metazoa; Mollusca; Gastropoda; Physidae.